AAGGGGAGUGGAGAGGAGUGGCGCGAGUACGAUGGCGAUGACGAGAGGUCGUAGCGCCCUCCUGAACGUGGAAACACUGGUGGUCCUGACUGUUGUUGUCGCUACAACCCUAGACUUUGGGGCCAGGGCAUCACCUUCCCACAGAAGUAGACACCAUGCUGAUCUAUCCCACGAGGAGAUAAGUCAGCAGAGUCCACAGAGCCAACAGCACCAGCAGCAGCAGCACCAGCAGCAGCAGCACCAGCAGCAGCAACACCAGCAACAGCAGCAACAAUCGAAGAAGUCCCACGUGAUGGAGGAGCCACUGCCCCACGCUGAGGCCCAGAGCAGUUCAGAUGAUCCACUCAUUAUUCAAACGAGAAAGGGACGUGUACGGGGUGUUACCCAGAUAGCACCUAGUGGCAAGGCAGUUGAUGCCUUCUACAGUAUACCAUAUGCCCAAAAACCCAUAGGUCGUCUCAGAUUUCGUCAUCCUCGCUCUGUCGACAAAUGGGAUGGCAUUCUCAAUGCCACCACAUUACCCAACAGUUGUGUCCAGAUAUAUGACGAGGUCUUCGGGGAUUUCUCUGGGGCUACCAUGUGGAAUCCCAACACUGAACUCAGCGAGGACUGCCUCUAUGUAAAUGUCGUUGUACCUCGCCCCAGGCCAAGCAAUGCUGCUGUCAUGGUGUGGAUCUUUGGGGGUGGAUUUUAUUCUGGCUCGGCUACUCUCGACGUUUACGACGCGAAAACCCUCGUCUCGGAGGAGAACAUCAUCCUCGUGUCGAUGCAGUACAGGGUAGCUAGCCUGGGGUUCCUUUAUUUCGGCACAUCAGAUGUGCCGGGCAAUGCUGGACUCUUUGACCAGACGAUGGCCCUACAGUGGGUCAGGGACAACAUAGCAGCAUUCGGGGGCAAUCCCGAGAAUGUCACGCUCUUCGGUGAAAGUGCUGGAGCCGUCUCCGUGUCCAUGCAUCUGCUGUCACCAUUAUCUAGAAAUUUAUUCAAUCAAGCAAUAAUGCAGUCGGGUUCUCCAACUGCCCCAUGGGCGAUAAUAUCCCGCGAAGAAUCAAUAGUCCGCGGACUGCGACUGGCUGAAGCAGUGGAUUGUCCGCACGAUCGAAAUGAUCUCCAGAAAGUGAUUGAUUGUCUGAUGGAAACAGAUCCACUGGCACUGGUGAACAAUGAGUGGGGUACCCUCGGUAUCUGUGAAUUCCCAUUUGUUCCAGUAAUCGAUGGAUCUUUCCUUGACGAAACACCAGGCCAAUCCCUGGCAACGUCGUCUUUCAAAAAAGCCAAUAUCCUCAUGGGCUCCAACACCGAGGAGGGCUUCUACUUCAUAAUUUACUAUUUGACAGAACUAUUUCGCAUUGACGGUACGGAGGAUGUUAAAGUGUCACGCGAAGAGUUCAUUAAAGCUGUAGCCGAACUAAAUCCAUACGUGAAUCAGUUCGGAAGACACGCCAUUACUUACGAAUAUACUAAUUGGCUGCAUCCCGAUGAUCCUGAUGCUAAUCGUGAUGCACUCGACAAAAUUGUUGGUGAUUAUCAGUUUACGUGUAACGUUAAUGAAUUUGCGGGACGUUAUGCUGAGACUGGUAAUACAGUGUAUAUGUAUUACUACAAGCACAGAUCAUUGCAUAAUCCGUGGCCGAGGUGGACUGGUGUGAUGCACGCUGAUGAGAUAAGUUAUAUAUUUGGUGAACCACUCGACAGUACUAAAAAGUACACCAAGGAGGAGGUGCACCUCUCCAAGAGGAUGAUGCGUUACUGGGCCAAUUUCGCCAAGACCGGGGAUCCGAAUAUGGGAGACGACGGCUCGUGGACGGAGGCCUUCUGGCCCCGUCAUACCUUCAAGGAUAAAGAGUACCUGACACUCGACACAAACACGUCAGACGUCGGCUAUGGCAUCCGAACGCGCCAAUGUGCAUUCUGGAAGAAAUAUCUGCCACAACUUCUCGCUGCAACCUCAAAAUUGGAGAUGUCCUCAAAGGAAACAUGCGGCAGUGGGAGCCACAGCCUCCAUCACACCCUGAUACUCACUCUGGCAUUAAUCAGUAUCUUAAUAAACACGGGAGUACUCAGCAACGGGUUGCCAUCAUCCAGAAGCAUCCUCGUCUAGUCAACGAGCAACAACACACAAGUAUCUUCCUAUUCACUGAAUUCACUUUCAACUUUUCAUUUACCUGGGGCUUUCCUCCAUUCGUUUAGUGAAAAUUAUUCGGGGAAGCACGCAGGCCUCAGUCCCCCAAUAAUUGAUAAUUAAUCGUUGGGUUCGGAGGAGGGCCUUUUAUCACCAAAAAUUAUUUUACCAACAAUAAAACUAAAAAUAUAGUACGAAACAAUGGCAGACAUAUCAAGCUGGCGCGCGCGCUCCAGGGUUUUACCAGGGAUGAUCGAGCGACGAUGGCUCAAUGUUCCCCAAGGGACUCACUUCCUAGAGCUGCCCUUCGGGAAGAGCAACGAGACCCUUGGGCGUAUCAACCCCAUUUUCUAACCACUCUUUUACCCUUUUUACUUCUCCCAGUUCGCUCUUCUGGCAGCAAAUGCCGAACAAUUGGUGAAUUAAGGACAUCGCGCAACGAGAAAGAAUUCUCAUUCCAAGUAAAUGCUAUUGUCCUUAAAAUUAUGUCCUUAUAUAUCAUUUGUUCCUGGGGAAAUCCAGUCCUUUUUUUUAAAUUAUUACGUUCAGAAAGGAAAAUAGUAGCCAAAUGACACCAAUUAUUACUCAACCCUUUUUAUUUAUGUUAAUUUGCAAAUUGCGACAAAUCAUGGUUUGAUUACUAUUGUUUGUUACAAUUGUAAUUCACGUGGUGAUUUAUCCGGGUAUUUUUUAGUGCUGCAUUCAGUUUUAUUGUUUGACUUUUUAUUACGUUCGCUUGACGUUGGGUAGAAGUAAUAAAAAACUUGUUGAUGGUUUUGCUCAGUGGAAGAGGUAAAAAUUGAUUUGCCAGUGGCUCGUAGAAGUGCAGUGUCUGUCUCACUGAGCUAUCCACAACUGAAAAAGUUUGUUUUUAGUAUUGAAACAUGUCUUUCUGCCAUCGUCGCACGAUUUCCCGGCUAAUCCCACCCCCGUUGCAGUUGAAAUUGGGACAAAACCGUAUUACCCAGUGCUAAAACGAACUGAAAUUAAAGUCGUUGGAUGAGAAAAAAAAAUUAAUCUCCGAGGAAUUUGCGUGCUGUGAAAUCCCGUGCAAAAUCAAAUUCUGAGUUUUCAUCAAAUCAGCGAGAGCUAAAAAAAAAAAACUCAGUGAAAUAAAAAUAGAGGAGGAAAAUUCCUUUUUUUUCCCUCCACUGUCAUCAGUUAAUUCGUUUUUGCGCUGGGGUUGAAGCGGUUCUUUCUCUCGGUUUUUUCUCCCUGCAAUCGUUCGAGCGUCAGACAAAAAAAAAUAUAUAAAAAGUACUCUAGCAUGAGUGAGAAAAGGAGCGAACGAGAGGUGUGUUAGAGCGAGUCGAAGAAAUAGCACGUGUAUGCAUCCACCCUGCGGCUAGACGAGACAACCGCAUAGUACCAAAGCACUAUAAACAAAAAAAGAAUAAAUCUAGCGAGAGGAAAGAAUGAGAGAAACAACAAAGAGUGGAUGAGACACAAAAACUCAAAAUGAUGGACAAAAAGAUGAAUAUUCUAGUGUAAGAGUGCGAGAGAGUGAUUCCGAGCGAAAUUGGUGAACAAAAAUUAUCUGGCGAACAAAAGAGGACAAUUGAGUGAACAUGAGUAACAGGUAAAAAUAUGAAGUAAUUACCUAAAUGAAUUUCAUUACUAAAACGAGAGCCUACUAGUAAGCUUUAUACUAUUUAUAUAUAAAAAAAAAACAAAACAAAUUGAUCAUUAAUGGGUACAUAGAGUGAUACAAAAGAACAAUUUAAAUAAAUUAUAAAUAUCAAUGAUGAUAAUGGUAAUUGUAAUGAUAAACAACGAUAAUAAUGAUAUGAACGGUAAUCAAGAGUUUAAGAAAACAAAUUCAUGACUAUGAAAAAAUUUAUUAUUUCUUAUAACAAUAAAAAAAUAAUGCAUUAAACGAAAACUAUCAACUUAGUUGCCUCUCAUGUUCGUUUUACACUGAACCCAAAUGAUUGCAACAAAAAUCGUCAUUUAAUUCUAUAUUUCUCGAGUCGAUUAAUUAAUGAACACAUCGACGUGAUCAAUGAUCGGAGGAAUCCCAUUUUUUUUUUCUCGCGCCUAAUAUGCGAAUAAAUUACUACACCUGGAAGAAUGAAAGUGUGAGUGAUAAAUGUUUCUAGACGCAAAAAUUUAUAAAUUUAAAUAAAAACGUGGACUACUCCAACGCACUUAUAGACGUUUAUAAAAUCGUGACAGUUUCGCGCUGCCUUAAAUUAUCAAACAAACCUGAGAGAAUAUUUAUUACCCGAUACUAUAAUUAAAGGUAAUAAACACCAUGAGAAAUAACUGACCCAACUUUUCCACGAUUCACGUAUCACCCGAGUACUGAAUGAUAAAUAUCUCCGGAUCUACCGAAAAUAUCAAAAUUUUUAUGAAAUCCUUUUUUGCGCAUCUCAAUAAUCCCCACAAAAAAGAUUCCUACAAAAAUUUCAAUAUCACCCCUAAAUCCCGAGAUAUCCCCCUCCAAACUGACUAAAUCAAUAAAUAAACAUAUCUUGCACUUGCUGUUGUCGUUGCAACUAUUACAAUGAUCAUUAUCCCACGAAAUUGUUGUUAAAAUCAGAAAGUCGCUGAAUUUCCCCGAAGAUCUAGGAAAUGAAAGAAAAACCAGGAAAAAUUAAACGACUCGUCUAUAAAAUUCCGUUCAAUCUCAUUUUUUCUCGUGCAAAGAGAAAAAUGUCGUCGAAUUGAAUCUAGCAAUGAUCUCCACCUCCUAGGGAUAUCUCCCCCUGGCACCGAGAAAAAAAAAAAUUAAUAAAACCCCAGAGGUAUCAUUUUAUCACGCGUUGAAUCCACGAAGAACUCUAGCAAAAAAAAAA
Molecule: messenger RNA, 4920 nt
Organism: Fopius arisanus
Lineage: Eukaryota; Metazoa; Arthropoda; Insecta; Hymenoptera; Braconidae
Product: acetylcholinesterase
Exons: 5
Coding region: 32-2101 (689 amino acids)
Biological process (GO): choline metabolic process; acetylcholine catabolic process
Cellular component (GO): plasma membrane
Molecular function (GO): acetylcholinesterase activity
Source: RefSeq, a predicted model, not a curated record